CGGAUAUCUGGGCGCUUGACCCACGAUAAUUGCCCCCCUGGAAAUGAUCCCAUCCCCUCUACUGUUGCGCUGCCUUCUCUCCGCAGCCCCAUGUCAUUGAAGUUCGACCCCGAUCCGGACCUGAUCGACCCAACUUGGGAAUCGGCAUUACUGAGCGAGCGAGAUGUUGCUGGCCAGAUCCCCGUGAAUUUCAUCAGCAGCUCCGGGGUAGCCGUGAAAGCGGCAUGCUUCGACACCGUGUUCGACCGGCGCACCGUUGGAAAAUGUCUCUCGAAUCUGAUAGCAGUGGGCUUUCGUCGCCUCGUUGUUGAUUUGUACUGGUCGCCCGAACGACGGGUGUGGAGCUUUUGUCCAGUCCGCCUCCCUCGCAAUGCCCAUAUCGUCGAGGUCUCAACGACACCGGCCGCGGGGCCAGCGGCGACUGCGACUGCUGAUGCGUCUGCACCGACGGUAACCGCGGUCCGCGGCGACUCGAAUACGAUGCUCUACCAUCUAGGACCGUACCUCUGCUCGAGUGACAUUGAUAUUUCAGCCUUGAUUGACGUGUUCCUGGACUAUUUCAAAGAUACCGGGUCGCAGAUCAACGUAUACACCAGAUAUAUCACGCUCAACCUCCAUGUCGGUGCUAGUGCCAGUGCCCCCGAUCAGCCGGCGUCUACGAUGUCUGGACGAGACCUCCCGACUUCGAUGGAGCAUAUCAGCACGCUAUUGGACGCGCGCCUUGUCCAAUUCCUCUAUACCCCACACCAGCUCGCUGCCGACCGCACCAACUUGAACGAAUCAUGGUAUCAAGUUGACGAUGGGUACAAACCCAUUGCGGAGUACUUCACGACCCACUCGAACUCGAAAGGGGUCCAGCGCACCCCCGAUGGGUGGCCAUGUAUCAAGUACAUCCAGCUCGCCAAGGAGAAACGGCUCCUUCUGGAAUAUGGCUCUGUGGAUUCGCAAUUGGGCGGCUAUAGCUUGACUGACAAAAACCAAAACAUAUUCCCCCCAAACUACAUGAGCGCCCCGGUAGCCGUCUCAUACGGGAAGGGAGGUCACCCCUCGCACUGUUUCUACGACCCGGACGCAGAAAACGUGUCCCAGGUCAACGCGUCCUGGGCGAUUUCAAGCAGUAUUCCCGGUUCGGCCGGGGCAAAUAACAGCGAAGGCCUCGGCCUGCUGUCAGACAUGGUCCAAAACCUGACAGCGUGCGGCGUGACCGCACUCCUCAACAGCACCCUCUUCCACUCGACCGCGAACAGCGCGGCCGGUAUAUACAAGAACAUCUCUCUCUCCACAUCGUGGGCCUGGGCCAUCGGUCAGCCCGCCGGAUCCACCGUGACAGACGACAUCGACGAGCCCAGGAACGACCGCUGCGCAGUCAUGGACAUGUCCUCGAACGGUCGCUGGCGAGUCGCCAACUGCACCGACGUCCGCCACGCCGCCUGUCGCGUAGGAAGCCACCCCUUCACCUGGGAACUAUCCCCCACAGUACACGACUACCAGGGUGCAUACUCGGACGCCUGCCAGGGCGACACCAGCCUCGGCGUGCCCCGCACAGGCCUCGAAAACACUUACCUGCACCGCUUUCUCCAAAACCAGUCCACCAAGCUACUCGACCCCGCGUCGGAUGAUCCCGCCAUGCGCGAAGUCUGGAUCGAUUUCAACUCUCGGGAUAUCGCGUCUUGCUGGGUCAGCGGCGGGCCUGAGGCAGAGUGUCCUUAUGCUUCGGAUCCUCAGCAGCUCGAACGGCGGACUGUCCUUGUCGCUGCCGUCGCGGGUAUCGUUAUUUGCGUCAUUGCCGCUUUGACGUUGUUCGUGAAGUGUAAUGCCAAUCGGCGCAACUCGAGACGGAGAAAUCGUAUAAUGCAGGGAUGGGAGUAUGAGGGCGUGCCUUCGUAAUGGGCUUGUUCGUUUUCCUAGUUUGGUUGGAUAGUUUAUUGUCUACCUACAUGUAUACUUACUAAUACCCACUGUCUAUCUAUUUGUAUAAUGAACCCAAUUUUAAUAUG
Molecule: messenger RNA, 1997 nt
Organism: Aspergillus candidus
Lineage: Eukaryota; Fungi; Ascomycota; Eurotiomycetes; Eurotiales; Aspergillaceae
Product: Lectin C-type domain protein
Exons: 2
Coding region: 91-1887 (598 amino acids)
Source: RefSeq, a predicted model, not a curated record